Messenger RNA from Mollisia scopiformis, 408 nucleotides. RefSeq lists its product as uncharacterized. The transcript has 2 exons. Bases 1 to 408 code for a protein of 135 amino acids. The record is from RefSeq and is a predicted model, not a curated record. Lineage: Eukaryota; Fungi; Ascomycota; Leotiomycetes; Helotiales; Mollisiaceae.
AUGGACUUGCUCUACCCAGCUGGUGUUGACAUGCAAUUGUGCGGGUGCGGGGUUGUAUACCUUGUAGCAAUGUUCCUGAUUAGACAGAAUAUUCGACUAACAUGGUUGGAGCCCAAAUUGGGUCCCGGUAUGGUCAACAAACGAGCACAGGUAGAGGCAGGAGGAGUGAUUUCGGGUGACGGGAAAAAUAGAGAAACAGUUACAGAACAAGUGGUUAAGGAGGUUGCAGGAGUGUCUUUGUCUUCUACUAUGUUUUCUGUUGUCACAUCCACCUUAGGGUGGAAGUACAAGCGUCGUCCUCCUGGAACAGUCUGCAGCAUUUUUACACACCGGGACAAAGUCAAGCCCAAGACAGCCUGCUUCGAUGCCAUGCAGAUUGCUGGACGGGGAGCGCCAACGACAACGUAG